Cylicocyclus nassatus is the source of this 536-nucleotide messenger RNA. NCBI's taxonomy places the organism in Eukaryota, Metazoa, Nematoda, Chromadorea, Rhabditida, Strongylidae. The record is from the annotation of a GenBank genome assembly.
CACGGAAGUUUACAUGACCCCAAACCCCACUUCCACAAAGACGGGUGCCCAACAAUUUCAGGAACUCUAUACAAACCUAAAAACUAACUUUGACAUCAAAACGAUCUGGCUGCAGAUCACGUCGCCAAUAAAGUGGGAAGCCAACAUUGCAAAAAAUGUAGACUUUAUCAAUGGUAUCAUCGAAGCAGCCAAGGCUUAUGGAAUAACAAUCGGUAUUUAUACGAGUGGUUACGACUGGCAACAAAUCACGCACGACUGGACUGGUCCCACUGACACUCCCCUAUGGUACUGGAAUGUACUUGGUAGCGGUCCGAUGGCUGAAACACCAAACAAUUUCGACGACUUUCAUAUAUUUGGACCUUGGACAGCGGCCUCCGUUAAACAGUUUGGACAAGAAGAACCUAUUUGUGGGCAAACUGUUAAUAGAGAUAUUUACACUCCACCACUUCUCAUAAAGACCGACUCUUUUUCAUCAAAUGGCACGAUACAAAUUGGUGGUUAUGUUUGAAAUGAAUGUAUUAAUAAAGAUGCACAGU